CGAUAAUCGGGGGUUGUAUUUGUUCUGGUUUUUGCUGGUGUUUUUUGAGAAUCCAUUGGAGAAGCAGGUGGUUUCGGGGUGUACCAUGCAUUCCGCUCGGUUGGAGGAUAAGAAUGAAAGUGUACGGGAAGAGCAUGCAGAACGUGACGAUGAACAUGAAGGGAUUACAGUUAGUCGUAGUGAAGAAGACUCAACUCCAACUCCUCCGAUUAAUUCAAACAUAACAAAUAAGCGAGCGAAAAUUGAUUUUCCUUCAGAAAUAUUACAUGCGAAGAGACAAAUGCAAGAGGCAUUUGAGCACGUGAAAGGCAGUGUCAACGACGAAUAUGAAAUGUUUGGGAAACUGAUUGCUGCUAAAAUAAGAAAACUUAAAAACCCAAAUACCAGAGACAUUCUUAUGAAUGAUAUCCAUAGCAUGGUUAUAAACGCAGGCAUGAUAGAUCGGGUUCACCCAACUCAUCCAUAUCACUCCCAAAUCCAUUCAUCGUUACAUCAGAAUCAAACCUACCGGUCCCCGACUCAUCCAUCACCAUCUCAGUUACCAAAGAACCACACAUAUCACUCUUCAAAUCAAUCAUCACCAUCUCCAUCACCACCGACCCAAACGUACCAGUCUCCGAUCCAUCCAUCGCCAUCGCAGAACCAAACCAUGCCAUCUCAGAAAACAUCACAAUUCGUUAUAUCGGAGACUGGUGAUAUAGUAUUCAUAUGAAAAUGUAGUAGUUUUGUAGUUUUUUUUAUGGAUGGUAUACCUUUUUUUUAAUAGGAAUGAGAAUAGAAAAAUGUUUAUUUUGUUAUUAAUAAUCGAAAAGAAAAACUCCAUAAAGGUACAUGUUGCUUAGACUAUAGGCACUUAGUGAAAUAAACUGAACUAUGAGUAAAAUAUUGUAUUUUUCUUACCAUAACUUCGUCUUUCAAAACGAUCAAAAUACUUGCA
Acanthoscelides obtectus is the source of this 937-nucleotide messenger RNA. NCBI's taxonomy places the organism in Eukaryota, Metazoa, Arthropoda, Insecta, Coleoptera, Chrysomelidae. The record is from the annotation of a GenBank genome assembly.